AGCGGGUCCCCGCGGCCGCUAUGUCGUCUCGACCGGGGCUCGACGACGCAGGGGCGCGGGGCGCGCGGCGGCCGCGGGAGCCGCCCGAGCAGGAGCUGCAGCGGCGGCGGGAGCAGAAGCGGCGGCGCCACGACGCGCAGCAGCUGCAGCAGCUCAAGCACCUGGAGUCCUUUUAUGAGAAGCCUCCUCCUGGGCUCAUCAAGGAAGAUGAGAUUAAGCCAGAAGACUGUAUACCAGAUGUACCAGGCAAUGAACAUGCCAGAGAAUUUCUGGCUCAUGCACCAACUAAAGGACUUUGGAUGCCACUGGGGAAAGAAGUCAAAGUUAUGCAGUGUUGGCGUUGCAAACGAUAUGGUCACCGAACAGGAGACAAAGAAUGCCCAUUCUUUAUCAAAGGCAACCAAAAAUUAGAGCAGUUCAGAGUAGCACAUGAAGAUCCCAUGUAUGACAUCAUUCGAGAGAAUAAAAGACACGAAAAGGAUGUAAGGAUACAGCAGUUAAAACAGUUACUGGAGGAUACUACCUCAGAUGAGGAUGGGAGCAGCUCCAGUUCUUCAGAAUAUAAAGAGAAACACAAGAAAAAGAAAAAGAAAGAAAAACACAAGAAAAGAAAAAAAGAAAAGAAAAAGAAGAAAAAACGGAAACAUAAGUCUGCCAAGUCCAGUGAGAGUUCAGACUCAAAGUGAUAUGGACUUAGGUUACUCCACAUUCUCCUUUCCAAAAUCACAUUUGCUGGCCAAAGGACAGCAAGAGAUGCCAUCUGAGAGUCACAGGACACAGACUUGGAAGAGAUCAGGUAUCACACCUGUGGAUUCUCACCAUCUCUCCAAGGAGCUGACUUAUCUCUUCCCAGGUGCUAAGUGAGCUGUUUCUUCCCAGGUGCCGCCUGGGAAAGGGUAGAGGCUGACUGCAGGCAGGAGUGCUUUGGUACUCUCAUCUGUGAUUGCUCCUAAAGGCCACCAGCAGGGCAGCUAAGUCUGAGAGGUUCUGGGUACUGCUACUAUAGUUUUUACCUUCAUUGGUGGGGUGACUCAAUCAACUUCAUGGACUUCAGGCUUGACCCUUCUGUUGAGGAUAAUAAAAGUUCAUGAUUUCAUUUAAAAA
Jaculus jaculus (lesser Egyptian jerboa) is the source of this 1104-nucleotide messenger RNA. It is a transcript of the gene Rp9, whose product is annotated as RP9 pre-mRNA splicing factor. NCBI's taxonomy places the organism in Eukaryota, Metazoa, Chordata, Mammalia, Rodentia, Dipodidae. The coding region runs from base 21 to 686 and encodes 221 amino acids. The record is from RefSeq and is a predicted model, not a curated record. The transcript is spliced from 6 exons. Gene Ontology annotation, biological process: RNA splicing.